ACAUUAUCUGGCAACCGGAGUGGCAGCGGACAGAAGAGAGGGGAUCCCCGGGAUUUUUACACCGAAGCCAGCGAAAUACUGACAUCAAACAUCUGAAAAUCGCGGGGGGAACUCGGUCAGGCUCCUCCUAGACUUCGGUGAGAGCAGCCAUGUCAGAGGAGGCAGUGCGUCAAACGCGCAGCCAGAAGCGGGCUCUGGAGAGGGACCAUGCACCUCUUGCCGAGCCCCUGGAGGACUUGGACAGUAAACGUGUCAAGCUGGAGAAAGGUGAUGCAACUGGAGGUCCCCUGGCCAUGGUGGGAUCUGGAGGCGAGGGCGUCAGGCUGAGGAGUGAGCAGGCUGCAAAGGUAGCAGCCAGCAUCCUGAAAUCUGGGGAAGUGAAGGCAACUAUCAAGGUGGAGGUGCAGACUGGAGACGAGCCUGUUGACAUGAGCACAUCCAAAAGUGACAUUAAGAAUGAGCGGCAGCCGCCAUCGCCAGAUGAUGUGAUUGUGUUGUCAGACAAUGAGCCAUCCAGCCCUCUCAUGAAUGGACACUGCUUUACAAAGACUGACACAGAAAAACUUAUGAAGAGUUCUCCUGAGGAGAGGGAGCGCAUCAUCAAACAGCUGAAGGAGGAACUGAGACUCCAAGAGGCCAAGCUGGUGCUGCUGAAGAAACUAAGACAGAGCCAGAUCCAGAAGGAGAGCACUGUGCAGAAGGCAACUGGCUCUGUAGCUACUCCCCCUCCUCUGGUGAGAGGUAGCAUCACAUCAAGCAAAGGACCCCUCCAGGUGACAGGUCGAAGCUCAGGCACGGUGAUCCCUCCUCCGUUGGUGCGGGGUGGGCAACACGUCCCGUCCAAACACAACUCUCAGAUUGUCAUGCCACCCCUGGUCAGAGGGGCCCAGCCUAUUGCUGUGACUCCCCAGCAGAUAGCCAGUCUACGCCAUCAACAGCAGCAGCACAGCGGUUCAGGACCCCCUCCACUCUUGCUGGCUCCCAGGGCUUCUGUGCCCAAUGUCCAGGUCCAGGGCCAGAGGAUCAUUCAGCAGGGACUCAUUCGGGUGGCUAAUGUGGCCAACAGUAACGUCAUGGUCAACAUCCCUCAGGCCUCUCCAACCAGCCUAAAAGGCUCUUCAGCAUCACCCAACUCUAGCAUCAAUGAUUCCCCAGCCAGCCGGCAGGCAGCUGCUAAGCUCGCACUGCGUAAGCAGUUGGAGAAGACACUGCUGGAGAUCCCUCCACCUAAACCUCCUGCCCCUGAGUUCAACUUCCUGCCUUCAGCAGCCAAUAAUGAGUUCAUCUACUUGUUGGGGCUGGAGGAGGUGGUGCAGAAACUUCUGGAGAUGCACGGCAGGGGUAAUCUGGGCCCAGCUGCUGCCCUUGCCAGCACCAUUCCCAAAGAGCCAUACACCUGUGCCCAGUGUAAGACGGACUUUACCUCCCGUUGGAGAAAGGAGAAGGCUGGGACCAUCCUCUGUGACCAAUGCAUGUCGUCCAAUCAGAAGAAGGCCCUGAAGGCUGAGCACACCAAUCGGCUGAAGGCAGCCUUUGUUAAGGCACUCCAACAGGAGCAAGAGAUUGAGCAGCGUAUCCUCCAGCAGGCGGCCUCCUCUUCAUCUUCCUCUAAAACCACCUCCUCUCCCUCACUGUCCAAGAGUGAGGUGCUGGUGUCCCAGCAGUACAAGCAUGUCAGGGCUGCUAUGCAGCACAGACCUGUGGCUGCCCACCACUCCAUUAAACAGAGUCAUCUGUCACACAACAUCCAGUCAGUGGGCUCCCGUGCUAUGGCCCACGCAUUCACUUCCUCCUCUCAGCUGCAGAGUGCGAUGACGGCAGCGGCACUGAGCAGCAGGGCAGGUAAGCACGCUGCAGCACGCCCGCUGCAGCAGGGGGCAAAGGUCAGCGCCAGCAGCAGUAACCAGGGCAACGUGGCUGCCUGGAAGAAGCAGAGCGGUGGCACUACAGGUGUGACUAUGGCCUAUGUGAACCCAAGCUUGUCUGCCCAUAAGACCACCUCUGCUGUCGAGCGUCAGCGAGAGUACCUGCUGGACAUGAUUCCCUCCCGUUCUAUCUCCCAAGCAGCCAACACAUGGAAAUAAUGCAAUCUUGCUCCCUACUGACGUCAUAACUAUUACCCUCUUAAUAUCAAUAACAGCCAUUCUCAUGAUCAUUCUAAUCCUUUCUAUGGGCUCCACCUCUGGCCAAAACAGUGCAGGGGAGAAUCUGCCUAGUCUUUUGUUGGAUAGAGGUGUUCCCUCAGCUCUUCCUCAGAUAUUUCUGCUACCAUCUUCCUUAUCCAAGUCCCUCAUCCCAAAGUGGAGUUGUGCAGCGACAGCUUGAGCUUCUGAGAUAAUUCGGGUACCCUUUUUUUUGUGAGGGUUGGGGUUUACAUGGGCGUGUACAAUUUUACAAACUUCUCCAGCGAUGUUGCCUCUCCCUCCCUGUAUAUUGGUUGAACCUCUCUGUCGCACCAAGAGGAAAAAUCUCCAAGCUCUCCCUGCCUCUGGAUUAGGCUGGGGGAAAAAAUAAUAAUCACUAUUACACACCAUUAAAAUCUUCGCCUUACGUCCUACCCUUCUCCAGUCUGAGCCAGUCAGACUCAGGCCCACGUUUUGGCCGAACCGAACUUAACUGAAGACCUCGCCACAGGGAUUGUGGGUCGAGCUUCGAGGACCAUCCACAAAAUAAUAACUGCUUCAGCUUUGCAAAAAUGAAUAAAAUGGAAAAAAAGGACUGUAAAAAUGAUCUCUAUCUGCACACAGACUUUCUCUUCUCUCUAACCCCACGGCGCGUGUAGUAGAGAAGUUGAUGUGUGUUGGAUUAUUUUGUAUGGCUGAAUGUUAGGAUUUUGUCUUUUUCUUCUGUAAGUCAUAUACUGUGUUUGGAAUAUUGUGCUCCCUGAUACUUUGGAAGUGGCCUCUUGUCGAGGUCUGAAUUUACAGGCUAAUGUUACUGUUGAGGUGGUUUUACAUCUGCUGGGUUCCAUGUUGUGGCCUACUUUUAAAUACUUUGUUUUUUCUAAGACAAAGAGGAAGAAUAAAGAUUAAGGUUUCACUAACUCCUGUAAGGACACUGAGCAUAUGUUUGGAGGACUAUUCGUAUUGAAUAUUGUAAAAAAAAAAGAAAAAAAAAAAAGAAAGAAAAACCUUCCAAAGAACUAGUGGAGCCCAAAUGGAAUCCCUUCUGCUAGAAGGUGUCUAGUUUAUUUGAACCCUCUCUGGAUAUAAACAUGAAUUCAUGCUAGACUGAGGGGGUGUAAGGAAUGUCAUAUUUUUGACAUUGUUUUUGCUUUUAGUCAUAGGUUGUGGUGCAUUAUUUUUUUUCUUCUAUAGACAAACUGUCUCUGGGUUUAUUUAUAGGGUCAUGUUAGUAAAGAUAUAUGCUUAUGCCCUAAGUUUGAAUGGAUCUCCACUUAAAAAUGAUUUGUUUUCUCUUGUGUGUCCAGUGGCUCCCACUCACCUUGCGAUUGGUCUUAGAGAAGCUGGACAGCUUUCAGAAUGUAGUUAUGCAAAAACCCCUAUAGCAACAAAUGACAUGAACUUCUUAGUCUUUAACAUUAAGGUGUGUAUGAUUUAUGUCGGGUCCUUGAAUUGAGCGAACUAUGCCUUUCACAUGAGCUAUAGUGCAUUUUUAUCAGGUUGCAGCAGCACAGGAUAAGCUAGUGAAGUACAAUAUGUCCUACAGUAACUCAUGGAGUUAUUUUAUUAACCAUAUGCUGUCUUUAAUUUCAGUCACUGGGGUGGUCCAGUUUCUUUAACCCUACCACAAGGGCUGGGUAUCGGUACUCCAUACCUUUGAGGUAUUGCCCGAAAUAACCCAAUACCAAGUAGUAUCGAAACGUCUCCAGUCAAAUGAUACCUGCUUUCGAUCCUUUCUGUGCAGCGAGGCUGAUGCCGGACCGUCCCAGCUUCCCGCCGGAUUAGCAGACUUUCUGUUGCUGCCAUCUCAGGAGCCUCGACAAAUACAUAGUUCAGCUUCUGCCCCGUUAGCCAGAGCUAACACAGCAGUGGAUAACAUGCUACACCGAGCUGUCACGUGGUCCUAGCAAACACUCUGUCUCCAUAGCCCUGGCAAAUACAUAUUUCAACUUAUGCCCUGUUAGUCUGAGCUAACGCAGCAGUGGCUAACAUCCUACACCGAGCCGCUGAGAGGUCCCACGUGGGGCCUUUCUUUUGCUGCCGUCUUUGUAGCGAUUCUCUUCAGUGAACAGUCAAUUAAACAGCUGGCCAGUUAGCACAAGCUAACAUAGGCAACAGGGGCUAACAUCCAACUCCGAGCCAUUAAACGGUCCCAGCAAACUUUCUGUUGCUGCUGUCUCUGGAGCUGCUCUCCUCUGCAAGUUGACUGUUCAGUGCUCAGUUCCUACGUGCUAACAUGGGCAGCAACAGCUAACAUCCAACUCCGAGUUAAACAUCUACUUGGUUUGUACGUGCUAACAUAGGCAGCAACGACUGACAUCCAACUCCGAGCCAUUAAAUUGUUCCAACAAACUUUCUGUUGCUGUCAUCUCUGGAGCCAUUCUCCUUGACAAACGGUCAAUUCAAUGUCUGCUCGGUUACGAUGUGCUAACAUGGGCAUCAGCGGCUAACAUCCAACUUGGAGCCAUUAAACAGUCCCAACAAAGUCUUACAGACACCAAAACGUCCCGACGCUGUUGUCAAAGCAUUACUAACCAUUGGGUAACAGAGUUGGCAGUUCAGCGCGCCGAGAUGCCACCAAAACAUUCGCGAUUAUUAUUCACAGCAUGGGUAUCGAAUGAUGUACUCUAUUGGUAUCGGGAUCAUUUUGAAACCAUACCUAGCCCUAUGUACCACUCAGCAAUAGCUUUACUCAGCCAUUUCUGUGGCCUCUCGGAAAGUGUCACUAAAUUGAAGAUUAAAAAUAUUAAAAUACUGAUGUGUUGAAUUAAAGCAGUAAAAAUAGGGUAAAUGUUUGUGCAUAUUUCAAAAUCUGGAUGUUUUGCGAGCAAUAUGUUAAAAAAAACUUAAAUCCAACUGACAAAAGAGGGUUGACCAUCCCAGCAGUUAUUUUCCCAGUAUCCUGUAUUUGUCAAUUUUUUAGUUGUUUUCAUAUUGAAACAAUAGUGAGGAUAAUCUCAUCACUAUGUAAUUACAAACCUGGUGUCUUGCUGCCCUGUAGCCUCAGUUUUGAUUUCAUAAUUCAUCCACGAGGUGAUGAUCUAAUGCAACGUUGUAAGGAUUUGUGUCCUGUAUCCUGACUCUUUAGCUCACUGAUUAUUAUCAGGAUCCGUACUGAACGAUGGUGCACUGCAUUAGGUAACUGGGCAUCAGUUGACGUUCAUCCCUCUGUACUGGGGUAUCAUCACUGUACGUUCGGGUUUCAUUUAGGAUGGUGCAACGACAGUGUGUACAUUGCUGAUAGAAAUACAAGCAUAUGAAAAGUUUAAUUUAAAUCGGUCAGGAUUUCUGUAUUUCUGUCUCAAAGUAGCAUCGGAAAUCUUCCAGGUUGUCUGUACAUUCCUGACAGGCAGAAGGUAGCAGACCGCGUCUUGUGGAUGCAAAAUAAGCAAUCUGGAAUGAGCCUAUCAUUUGUGCCCUGCUAAGUGUAACCCUGUGCUGUCCUGACUACUGCCUGCUGCUGUUUGACAACAAUAUCACCAUUCCGUUUGUUUGGGGUCGAAGCUCUGCGAAAUGCAGUGUGGCCCAAAUGGAAAAGAAAACAAUGUAUGAGAAGUAUUUGUUUUGUUUUGUUUUUGUUUUUUUGGAUUUUUUCUGCUCUAUCAAAUAAUAAUAAAACUAAUUUUAACCCCU
Messenger RNA from Epinephelus fuscoguttatus (brown-marbled grouper), 5756 nucleotides. It is a transcript of the gene gatad2ab, whose product is annotated as GATA zinc finger domain containing 2Ab. Gene Ontology annotation, cellular component: NuRD complex. Gene Ontology annotation, molecular function: zinc ion binding; sequence-specific DNA binding. Bases 150 to 2084 code for a protein of 644 amino acids. The transcript has 11 exons. Gene Ontology annotation, biological process: negative regulation of transcription by RNA polymerase II. Lineage: Eukaryota; Metazoa; Chordata; Actinopteri; Perciformes; Serranidae. The record is from RefSeq and is a predicted model, not a curated record.